This is a messenger RNA of Lampris incognitus (smalleye Pacific opah), 1514 nucleotides long. Its product is annotated as potassium channel subfamily K member 1-like. The transcript is spliced from 3 exons. Bases 196 to 1275 code for a protein of 359 amino acids. Lineage: Eukaryota; Metazoa; Chordata; Actinopteri; Lampriformes; Lampridae. The record is from RefSeq and is a predicted model, not a curated record. Gene Ontology annotation, molecular function: potassium ion leak channel activity. Gene Ontology annotation, biological process: stabilization of membrane potential; potassium ion transmembrane transport. Gene Ontology annotation, cellular component: membrane.
UGAGAAGAAAUAACGAAGCAAAGAUAGAUAAAAAAGACAGCUCAAGUCGUUAGAAGAGAAAUGCUCUGGUAGAAAGUAAACAGUAAUAUGUAUAUUUGUUUUUUUGUUUUUUUUUUAAGAUUUCUUGCCAGUCAUCAUACCGGACCCGUCGCCAGUAUAGUGUGAAACAAAACAAACUGCAGGGACCCGGGCGGGAUGGCGCGCAGGUUUGCGACCGGCCAAUGGGCGCUGCUAGCGCAGCGCUAUCGGGCAGCCCUGAGUUUCGCGCUCCUGUUGCUCGGUUACGCGUCGUACCUUCUCGCUGGCGCCGGCAUUUUCUCUGCGAUCGAGCUGCCCUACGAGCGCCGGCUGAGGCAGGAGCUGAAGUCGGCCCGGCAGGAGUUCCUAGCGGAGAACAGCUGCGUGUCCGAAGGGCGCCUGGAGGAGCUGCUGGCCCGGGCGCUGGAGGCCAGCAACUACGGAGUGUCGGUGCUCGGUAACGACACCGGCGCGGCGGAGGCCAACUGGGACUUCGUGUCCUCUUUGUUCUUCACCAGCACCGUGCUGACCACCACAGGUUAUGGCCACACUGUCCCUCUAUCAGAUGGUGGAAAGGCCUUUUGUGUCAUCUACGCCCUCUGUGGCAUCCCCAUCACCCUCCUCUUCCUCUCAGCCGUGGUGCAAAGAAUCAUGGCCCUGGUGACGCGGCGUCCGGUGUCUUACUUCCAUCGUCGAUGGGGCAUGUCCAGGUCUAAACUGGCUGCCAUCCACGCCACCUGUCUGUCUGCCAUAAUGACCCUGCUGCUCCUUAUCAUCCCAGCCUGGAUCUUUGUCAGCAUGGAGAAGGACUGGAGCUACCUGGAGUCACUCUACUUCUGUUUUAUCUCUCUGACAACCAUCGGCCUCGGGGACUACGUGCCCGGAGAGACCCACAGCAGGGAGGCCAACCCACACAGACAGCUCUACAGGUUUGCUAUUACACUCUACUUAAUGCUGGGCCUGGUGUGUGUACUGGUGGUGUUAGAGACAUGCUGUGAGCUUCCUCAGAUUAGAAGCCUCCGUCAGAUGUUCUACAGGGAGACCAUUAGGGACCUGGACUCCGAGACUACCACCAUCCUAGACAGUGAUCACAUGACCGAUCAGCUGAACGAUGCUGCUGAUGACCCAACAGACCGGCUACCCGUGAUCUCGUCUGUGUCCCAGCAGGCCGCCUCCAUCCAACAGGAGAGCAAGGCCUCCGUGUCGCCUCCUUACAGCCCAGCUCAGACCUCCUCUGCCAACGGCAACCUGACGUGACGGAGUCUGUUUCAUUUUAAUGCAGAGUGGUGGUGAUAUUUAAUAUAUGUUGUGUGCACAUAGAUGUAGGCCUGUACACUUUAAAGUUUGUUCCCCAAGGAGCUUCUGAGAAAAGAGCUAGCAACGGCUUUGGUCUGAAUAAGUAUAUGUGAGAGAGUGAGAGAGAGAGAAAGAGAGAGAGAGAGAGAGAGAGAGAGAGAGAGAGAGAGAGAGAGAGAGAGAGAGAGAGAGAGAGAGAG